Messenger RNA from Thecamonas trahens ATCC 50062, 1929 nucleotides. Its product is annotated as F-box/LRR-repeat protein 2. Lineage: Eukaryota; Apusomonadida; Apusomonadidae. Bases 1 to 1929 code for a protein of 642 amino acids. Gene Ontology annotation, biological process: SCF-dependent proteasomal ubiquitin-dependent protein catabolic process. Gene Ontology annotation, cellular component: SCF ubiquitin ligase complex. Gene Ontology annotation, molecular function: protein binding. The record is from RefSeq and is a predicted model, not a curated record. The transcript is spliced from 2 exons.
AUGGCCAUGGUGGUGGCGGAGAUGUGCCCCAACCUCACAACCCUCGACUUGUUUAGCUGCUCCAACAUCACCGAUGCGGCAGUGGUCGCCCUCGCCGGUGGCUGCCCCAACCUCACAUCCCUCCGCUUGGACUACUGCUCCAACAUCACCGAUGCGGCAGUGGUGGCCGUGGCCGGCGGCUGCCCCAACCUCACAUUCCUCGACUUGUACAACUGCUCCAACAUCAUUUUAUGCGGCAGUGUGGUCGCCCUCGCCGGUGGCUGCCCCAACCUCACAUUCCUCGGCUUCGGCAACUGCUCCAACAUCACCGAUGCGGCAGUGGUCACCCUCGCCGGUGGCUGCCCCAACCUCACAAUCCUCCUCUUGGGCAACUGCUUCAACAUCACCGAUGCGGCAGUGGUCGCCCUCGCCGGUGGCUGCCCCAACCUCACAACCGUCCGCUUGGACAACUGCUCCAAGGUUACCCUCGACUUGGGUCGCGCGCGCACUACCAUCGCCCAACCAGACUUCCCUGCAUCGCAGCACGCCCAUGCAUUGCUUGACGUUGCUCAGGCCCAUGUGCCCCAUCCGGUGCAUGCCAUAGACCGCUGUAACCUCCUCUCCCUCGGCGCGCUCAACACGCUGCUUGCCAACGGCGCAGACCUCUACGAUCUCGAUGAUGACAACAAGCACGCGUAUGUGCAUUCGCCCGCAUCCUCUGCGCCGGUCUUUGUCGACCUCAUGAUCGAGUCGCUGCAGGCCAACGCUGACGGCGCCACCAAGCUCGCCAACGGCAUCAACAAGGCCACCCUCGCCCUCUUUGUCGCCCUCCGCGCCUCACCGACCGUCCCGAUCUCAGCCGACAUCGUCUCCGAGCUCGUCACCGCUGGUGCAGACGUCAACGCUGUUGAACCCACAUUCAAUACGCCCGUCAUUCAUGUCGCGGCUGCCAACACGGAGCACGGUGCCCUCAAGGCUCUCCUCGAGGCAGUCGCCGCCCUGGAUGUCGUCCUCGACCAGUCUGCCGUCGACGGAAACGGCGCCACUGUGCUCGACACCAUUAUCGCCGCGAACCAGCUGACAGCUGAGGCUAUGGCCGAGCUGGGCGGAGUUGGUCUCGAUCCCUUCACGCUGCAGCCGGACAACACGCACGUGUACGUAGCUGCUCCCGUGGAGCGAUCUCCAGCGUUCUCAUCUGCGAUGGUUGCCUGGAUCCGCGAGCAUGGCGACGGCGCCACCGAGCUAACCAGCGGCAUCAAUAAGGCCACCCUCGCCCUCUUCAUCGUCCUUCAUGCCGCAGACACAAUCCCGUUCUCCAUCCCAGUCUUCACCUUCCUCAUCAACUCCGGCGCCGACAUCAAUGCCCUCGAGCCGUCCCUUGAACUGCGCCCGCUCCACAUCGCUGUCUCGCCCUCCAACAUCCUCGCAACCAUGGCACUGCUCGCCGCGGGUGCCGAUGUGUGGGCUCUCGGGACCAACGGCGAGACGGCCAUGUCAAUUGCCUCGGCUGUGCUCAACAAGCCUGGAAGCGACACCAACGCGGCUGCAAAAGAAGUCUACAACCUCAUCGUUGGUACAAGCUCUAUCCCGGAGCGUGUUGCUGACCACGUCCGUGAGACCAUCGCUGCUGGUGGCGACAUUGGCGGCGGUGCAGGCGCCUCUGCUGGGUCCUCCACUCGCGUGGACAAACUCGAGGCCGAGCUCGCCGACACCAAGGCCGAGCUCGCCGACACCAAGGUCGAGCUCGCCGACACCAGGACCGAGCUCGCCGACACCAAGGCCGAGCUCGCCGAUACCAAGGCCGAGCUCGCCGACACCAAGGCCGAGCUCGCCGACGUCAGGGAUCACGUCACCAUCGCCACGGGCAACAUCGCCGCCCUCCAGGCCGACCGCGCCAACAUCCUCCAGCACGUCGACAAGGCCAUCACCAUCUUCCAAGCACGCCGCUAG